AGGAGGAAACAGAAACAGCUGAGGUGAAUAACUGGAGGAAUCAUUUCUACUUUUAACACCUUAACUAUUCUGCAUCUCCAGAUGUCUAGUUCUUCACGCUCUCUGGAGAAGAAGGUAGAUCACAGGGGAACAAAUCAUUUACUCACUGUUCUUCAAGCUUUUUGAAAAUGGUCAACUCUAGAAGUGUGUUACUGCUGGUCUGCACAGUCUUGGUGGUUGGGGCCAUCUGUGGAUCAGACGCUCGCCAAGAUGGAAAGAGACGACCGUGCUGCGUUGCAGUCACCAACCUCGAUAUGAGUGCUGAGGUGGUGGGGGAAACAUAUCGUCAGCAGGCCGCAACACCACCCUGUGUGAAGGCUAUAAUUUUCAACACAGAAUAUGGACCGCUUUGUGCUGAUCCAAACGCUCAGUGGGUCAAAGAUCUCAUUGCGAGCAUGACGAGGGUAUGAAGUACAAAGUGUGAGGUGAAGCAUCGCUGCCUGUCGGCUCAUCAGUAUCUCCUCAUGAAUUUUAUUCGAACUUUUCUUUGAAAUGUUUUUAUUACUUUACUCUUUUAAGUCUGUUCUUGUUCUUAUAUGACUUUAUAGUGACGACUAAUAAUGGACGUGAAUCUAUGCUUAGACGAACCAACUGAUUUUCUUUUUUUUUUAAGUUUAGUUACAUAUUUAGUUUCAAAUCUUCUUUUAUUCUUUAUUUUUUGCUUUUAUGAUUCCAUUUAUCUGUGUACAUCAUGAUGUUUUGUAAAGCUGACUCUGACAAAUGAUAUCCAAAUAAACUUUGACCACCAGUCAUUCAAUAAAUCUAAUAUCUUAAUAAU
This is a messenger RNA of Oreochromis niloticus (Nile tilapia), 817 nucleotides long. RefSeq names its product C-C motif chemokine 18-like. Gene Ontology annotation, cellular component: extracellular region. The record is from RefSeq and is a predicted model, not a curated record. Gene Ontology annotation, biological process: immune response. NCBI's taxonomy places the organism in Eukaryota, Metazoa, Chordata, Actinopteri, Cichliformes, Cichlidae. The transcript has 4 exons. The coding region runs from base 168 to 449 and encodes 93 amino acids. Gene Ontology annotation, molecular function: chemokine activity.